GAUGAAGAAAGAGGUAAUGAAGAUGGUCAUGAUGAAUGGGAUUGGUGGUUGAGAGAUUUUAAGGGAUGGAGGAAAGGAAGAGUAGCGACGAGUAACUUAGGGUUUUUGAGGGAUGAAGGAGAGGAAAAAUGGAGCAAGAAGGAAGAUGUGAUUAAGGAAUUAGGGGCUCUCAACAAGUAG
Molecule: messenger RNA, 180 nt
Organism: Dovyalis caffra
Lineage: Eukaryota; Viridiplantae; Streptophyta; Magnoliopsida; Malpighiales; Salicaceae
Source: the annotation of a GenBank genome assembly